Messenger RNA from Hyphopichia burtonii NRRL Y-1933, 783 nucleotides. Its product is annotated as mitochondrial 37S ribosomal protein mS42. The transcript has a single exon. Gene Ontology annotation, biological process: superoxide metabolic process. Gene Ontology annotation, molecular function: superoxide dismutase activity; metal ion binding. The coding region runs from base 1 to 783 and encodes 260 amino acids. NCBI's taxonomy places the organism in Eukaryota, Fungi, Ascomycota, Pichiomycetes, Serinales, Debaryomycetaceae. The record is from RefSeq and is a predicted model, not a curated record.
AUGUUUAGAAGUAUAUCCAAGAGGUCCAGCAACACUCUUUUCAAGGGAGCCCAAAGAGGAUUCCACGAGGUUCCUAAAUUGAAGAAUCAAGAUCUUUAUUUGCAAAGAGGUAUCGAAGGAUUAUAUACUCCAAAAGGUUUUAAAUCAGCAUGGUUAGAUUAUCAAAAAUAUUUAACUUUAAACUUAUCGUUACAUACAAGCGGUACUGAAAGUGAGUUGAAAACCCCAUAUCAAAUCUUGUUAUAUACUGCUAAAAUGACCACUGAACAACAUAUCUUUCAUUAUGCUUCUCAAGCUCAUAAUAAUCAUUUUGUAUUUGAACAAUUUGCUGAUAAAUCCGAGGCUUCUAAGACUCAACCAUCUAAAUUAUUAUUAGAAAAAUUAGCGGAUAUUGAUUUCCCAACUAUAGAGGCAUUCCGUGAUGAAUUUUUAUUGAUUGCAGAUUCGUCUUUUGGACAAGGAUGGGUAUUUUUAGUUGAAUCUGCUGAUAAAAGUUUGAGAAUUGUUAAAUGUAAUAACGAUGGUACUCCAUAUUACUAUGGUAAGAACCAAUCAUUAGAUUUCAAUGGUAGUGCCGAUGAAGCAAGUUAUGAAUAUUUGAAUGGAUUAAAAGAACUUGCAGCCCAAGAUCAAAAAGAUUUCUCAUUGCCAAUUUUAGGUAUUAACUUAUGGGAUACUGCUUUCAUUGAAGACUAUGGGGCUACAGGUAAAGCCGAGUAUUUGGAAAAUGCCUGGAAAUCUAUUAACUGGAAUGUUGUUAAUAAGAGAUUAUUCCAAAUUUAA